Mauremys mutica (yellowpond turtle) is the source of this 1262-nucleotide messenger RNA. It is a transcript of the gene DHRS7, whose product is annotated as dehydrogenase/reductase 7. The transcript is spliced from 7 exons. Gene Ontology annotation, molecular function: oxidoreductase activity. Bases 58 to 1065 code for a protein of 335 amino acids. The record is from RefSeq and is a predicted model, not a curated record. Lineage: Eukaryota; Metazoa; Chordata; Testudines; Geoemydidae.
GGCCCAGCAUAAAUCCCCUGGGCUGAGCGGGCCCCGCCAGUGCGCUGCGCCCCGGCCAUGGAGUGGGCCGCGCUGCUCCUGCUCCCGCUGGCGCUCUGCGCGCUGCUCUACCUGCUGGGCCGCUGGCUGCUCGGCCUGGAUGGCGACCUCACCCUGCUGUGGGCGGAGUGGCGGGGCAAGAGGCCAGAAAAUGAACUGCCUGACAAGGUCGUCUGGGUGACAGGAGCCUCAAGUGGAAUUGGAGAAGAGUUAGCUUACCAGCUAGCAAAGAUAGGGGCUCUAAUUGUGCUUUCCGCAAGAAGAGAGAAUGAAUUGGAAAGGGUGAAACAGAAGUGUCUCGAGAUCUCCAACUUGAGCAGUAAAGAUAUCCUUGUUUUGCCCCUUGAUCUGACUGAUAGAAGCUCCCAUGAAGCUGCAACUAAAACCGUGCUUCAGCAUUUUGGCAGAAUUGACAUUUUGGUGAACAAUGGUGGACGUUCCCAGCGCUCCCUGUUUGUGGAUACGAAGGUGGAAGUCUAUGCUGCCAUAAUGGAACUUAAUUACCUGGGGACUGUCUCCUUAACUAAACAUGUCCUGAGUCACAUGGUCCAAAGGGAGAAAGGGAAGAUCGUAACUAUGAGCAGUGUAAUGGGCAUCAUGGGAGCCCCCCUUGCCACGGGAUAUUGUGCCAGCAAGCAUGCCCUCCAGGGUUUCUUUAAUUCUCUUCGCCCUGAACUUGGUGACUACCCGGAGAUAAUCAUUACCACCAUCUGUCCAGGACCUGUCCAAUCCAAAAUUAUACACAAUGUCUUUACAGAAGACCUCUCAAAGUCACUAGAAAACACCGGUGAUCAGUCCCACAAAAUGCCAACUGAUCGCUGCGUUCGGCUUACAUUGGUCAGCACGGUAAAUGAUCUGAAAGAAGCCUGGAUCAGCGAUCACCCAUAUCUAGCAGUCUGCUACCUUUGGCAAUAUGCACCCACCUGGGCAUGGUGGCUUAUGAACAAGAUGGGCAAAAUAAGAAUAAAAAACUUCAAGAGUGGAGUGGAUGCUGAUGUCUCCUACUCUCAAAAGAAGAAAGCUUGAAGAGAAACCUGCACAGAACCCCACUAAACCAAAGCAGUAGCUGUAGCUGGGGGAGUUCUUUCCUCUAUUAAUCUUUGCAAGUUAAGGCCUUUAUAUUUUUAAUUAUUCCUUACAUUUUUGCUAUCAUGUAACCUGACAAAUGCAACUUAAUGUGACUGUAAGAACAUUUCUUGAAUAAAAGCAUGUCUGUAAACAUA